Kogia breviceps (pygmy sperm whale) is the source of this 1346-nucleotide messenger RNA. It is a transcript of the gene CFAP36, whose product is annotated as cilia and flagella associated protein 36. Lineage: Eukaryota; Metazoa; Chordata; Mammalia; Artiodactyla; Physeteridae. Gene Ontology annotation, cellular component: ciliary base; axoneme. The record is from RefSeq and is a predicted model, not a curated record.
CAAUUACCUCUCUCUAAGAAGAGCUAGCUCUGCGGAAGCUGGCUUCACUUCCGAGCGGCUUCUAGGGGCGGCUACGCGUGUUGCCAUAGCGACCGUUUUACGUUAACUGGUUUUUAUCUUUCAUCCAGGUGACUGCGAGACUGCGGGGGCAACUUGUCUUCCCAUUUCCUCUCGGCUCCCUGCGGCCGAAAGGCCUUCCAGGCUCCGGGGGUCUGGCCUAGGCUUCCGCGGCGGCCCUCGGGGGCGGAAUGGCUGCGGAAGAAGAGGAAGAGGUGGAAUGGGUGGUGGAGAGCAUCGCGGGGUUUCUGCGGGGCCCGGAUUGGUCCAUUCCCAUCUUGGACUUUGUGGAGCAGAAAUGUGAAGUUUUUGAUGAUGAAGAAGAAAGCAAAUUGACCUAUACGGAGAUUCAUCAGGAGUACAAAGAACUAGUUGAAAAGCUGUUAGAAAGUUACCUUAAAGAAAUUGGAAUUAAUGAAGAUCAAUUUCAAGAAGCAUGCACUUCUCCUCUUGCAAAGACCCAUACAUCACAGGCCAUUUUGCAACCUGUAUUGGCAGCAGAAGAUUUUACUAUCUUUAAAGCAAUGAUGGUCCAGAAAAACAUUGAAAUGCAGCUGCAAGCCAUUCGAAUAAUUCAAGAGAGAAAUGGUGUAUUACCUGACUGCUUAACAGAUGGUUCUGAUGUGGUCAGUGACCUUGAACAGGAAGAGAUGAAAAUCCUGAGAGAAGUUCUUAGAAAAUCAAAAGAAGAAUAUGACCAGGAGGAAGAAAGAAAGAGUAAAAAGCAGCUAUCAGAGGCUAAAACAGAAGAGCCUCCGAUGCAUGCCAAUGAAACUGCAAAAAUGAAUAAUUCCCAAGGGGAUGGUGAACAUUUUGCACAUCCACCCUCAGAAGUUAAAGUGCAUUUUGCUGAUCAGUCAGUACAACCUUUGACAAGAAAGCUGGAAACGUUGCCUGAAAGUUCCUCCCUCCCACAAAAAGACCUGAAGAUUCCUGGCUCUGGACAUGCAAACAUCGAGGGACCAAUAGCAAAUUUAUCAACACUUGGAACAGAAGAGCUCCGGCAACGAGAACACUAUCUGAAGCAGAAGAGAGAUAAGUUGAUGUCCAUGAGAAAGGAUAUGAGGACUAAGCACAUACAAAAUUUGGAGCAGAAAGGAAAACCUGCUGGGGAGGUAGAGGAAAUGACAGAGAAACCAGAAAUGACAGCAGAGGAGAAGCAGACAUUACUAAAGAGGAGAUUGCUUGCAGAGAAACUUAAAGAAGAAGUUAUUAAUAAGUAAUCUUAAGAACAAUUUAGCAAAGCAGUAGUUAAAAAUUUCUUAAAAAUAAAUUAUUUAAUCCUUAAA